GCCAUGCAGCGUAGACACACCACCCUUAGAGAGAAAUGCCGCAGGCAGGCUGUCCGUGGACCGGCAUACAUGUUCAGCGAGAGAGGCACCAGCCUUACCCCUGAGGAGGAGCGCUUCCUGGAUGCUGCCGAGUAUGGAAAUAUCCCAGUUGUCCGUAAAAUGCUUGAGGAGUCCAAGACUUUGAAUGUGAACUGCGUGGACUACAUGGGUCAGAAUGCAUUGCAGCUUGCUGUAGGGAAUGAACACCUGGAGGUCACAGAAUUGUUGCUGAAGAAGGAGGGGCUGGCACGAGUGGGUGAUGCCCUGCUUUUGGCCAUCAGCAAGGGCUACAUGCGGAUAGUGGAGGCCAUCCUGGCCCACCCAGCAUUCGAGGGUGGACUGCGUCUUACACUGAGUCCCCUAGAGCAAGAGCUACGUGACGAUGACUUCUAUGCAUACGACGAGGACGGAACUCGCUUCUCCCAGGACAUCACGCCUAUGAUUCUGGCAGCCCACUGCAAAGAAUACGAAAUUGUGCAUAUUCUGCUACUUAAGGGGGCUCGCAUAGAGAAACCACAUGACUACUUCUGCAAGUGCGGUGAGUGUGCUGAGAAACAGAAGCAGGAUUCUUUCAGCCACUCAAGAUUAAGGAUGAAUGCCUACAAAGGGCUCGCCAGUGCUGCCUACCUGUCACUCUCCAGCGAGGACCCUGUACUCACAGCUCUUGAGCUCAGCAAUGAGUUAACACAACUAGCCAACAUUGAGACUGAAUUUAAAAAUGACUACAGAAAGCUCUCAAUGCAGUGUAAGGACUUUGUGGUUGGAGUAUUGGAUCUCUGCAGAAACACAGAGGAAGUGGAGGCCAUUCUAAAUGGAGAUGUGGAUCAGAACCCCCCAAGCGAACACCACAGGCCCUGCCUUAGCCGGGUCAAACUGGCCAUUAAGUAUGAAGUCAAAAAGUUUGUGGCCCACCCUAACUGCCAGCAGCAGUUACUGACGCUGUGGUAUGAGAAUCUAUCAGGCCUCAGGCAACAGUCUAUAGGCGUGAAAUGCUGGACAGUACUGGGAGUGAUGGUCGGUCUGCCAUUUCUUGCCAUUGCAUACUGGAUUACACCCUGCAGCAAGGUGGGACAAGUUCUCCGCAGUCCCUUUAUGAAAUUUGUAGCUCAUGCUGUCUCAUUCACCGUCUUCUUGGGGCUUCUAGUUCUCAAUGCUUCGGACCGAUUUGCAGGAGUCAAAACCCUUCCUAAUGAAACCAUCACUGAUCAUCCACGUCAGAUCUUUCGCAUUAAAACCACUCAGUUCUCUUGGACAGAGAUAAUGAUCAUGAAAUGGGUACUUGGAAUGAUCUGGUCUGAGUGUAAGGAAGUUUGGGCUGACGGGCCGCGUGAGUACAUAAUGCAUUUGUGGAACGUUUUAGACUUCGGCAUGCUGUCGAUCUUCGUAGCAUCCUUCACUGCACGGCUCAUGGCUUUUCUUCGAGCUUCGCAUGCACAGCUGUAUGUGGACUUGAAUGUGACCAAUGCUGACCUGAGCAAUGCCUCAUUACCAGCAGACGUAGCCUACUUCACUUAUGCCAGGAACAGGUGGCUUCCCUCUGAUCCUCAGCUCAUCUCUGAGGGGUUGUACUCAAUUGCUGUGGUGCUGAGUUUCUCUCGUAUUGCCUAUGUUCUGCCGGCCAGUGAGAGUUUCGGACCCCUGCAAAUAUCCCUCGGCCGCACUGUUAAGGAUAUUUUUAAAUUCAUGGUCAUCUUCAUCAUGGUCUUCCUUGCCUUUAUGAUUGGCAUGUUCAAUUUGUAUUCCUACUAUUUAGGAGCCAAGUACAACCCCGCUUUUACCACGGUUGAAGAAAGUUUUAAGACCCUCUUCUGGUCCAUUUUUGGUUUGUCUGAGGUGAUCUCUGUGGUCUUGAAGUAUGAUCAUAAGUUCAUUGAGAACAUUGGUUAUGUGCUCUAUGGGGUCUACAAUGUCACGAUGGUGGUGGUAUUGCUCAACAUGCUGAUUGCCAUGAUUAACCAUUCAUAUCAGGAAAUUGAGGAAGACGCUGAUGUAGAAUGGAAGUUUGCUCGUGCAAAGCUGUGGCUCUCCUAUUUUGAUGAAGGCAGCACUCUUCCACCCCCCUUUAAUCUAAUACCCAGCCCCAAAUCCUUCUAUUACAUGGCUCAACGCACCAAAGCAUGCCUAGUGAGUUUAUGCAAGGCCAGAAUCCGUACUCAAAGCAGCCAGCAAGACAAGGGAAUGGCCAAUCCACGGUCUAAGGUCAGACUUCAUCGGUUUCAACCUUACCAUGAACAAGAGGGAUUCACAGUUAGAAAUCCCAUCAAACACCCGACACGAUAUCAGAAACUGAUGAAACGUCUCAUCAAGCGAUAUGUCCUAAAGGCCCAAAUUGACAGUGAAAGUGAUGAGAUCAAUGAAGGUGAGUUGAAGGAGAUCAAGCAGGAUAUUUCCAGUCUCCGCUAUGAGCUCCUUGAGGAAAAGUCACAGGCCACUGAAGAACUUGCUGAACUAAUCCAACAGCUUGGAGACAAACUCAGCAAAGGAACCAAGAGACCAUGAAAAGUGGACCAUUGCAAUUGCUUGAUGAAGAGGCUACCCUUGUACAGCUCACAGAAAUCAGAUCUGCUAAAAAGUUUAGUUUAGAGGCUAACUUUUAAGCCCCUUUAUACUCUCACUCUGUUUUAGUCAUUGGUUUGUGAAAUGUUUGAGGCUGCC
This is a messenger RNA of Xyrauchen texanus (razorback sucker), 2694 nucleotides long. Its product is annotated as short transient receptor potential channel 7-like. Gene Ontology annotation, cellular component: membrane; cation channel complex. The record is from RefSeq and is a predicted model, not a curated record. Gene Ontology annotation, molecular function: inositol 1,4,5 trisphosphate binding; store-operated calcium channel activity; protein binding. NCBI's taxonomy places the organism in Eukaryota, Metazoa, Chordata, Actinopteri, Cypriniformes, Catostomidae. The coding region runs from base 4 to 2538 and encodes 844 amino acids. The transcript is spliced from 11 exons. Gene Ontology annotation, biological process: regulation of cytosolic calcium ion concentration; manganese ion transport; calcium ion transmembrane transport.